AACUCCACCUUCGGUUUGUGCCGGUCCAAACGGGUUGACUAUAUUCUUCGCGGCAGUGGUUUGUCAGCUAUUUGCCGGUAAAUAACUGUGUUGACAGUGUUGAGGAAAUAUGUAUCAACACCCCGUUUCUUUGUGGACUGCGGUAAAUCAAGGGGUCGUACCCCGAGCCAGACAGCAGCAUCCAGCAGCACCUGUCACCCGCGCUUGGUCUGGAUAAUGGUGGGGUUGUCGUCGAGGAGCAGGACUUCUGGCUGCUGCUGUUAGAUAAUGGGGGUACUUUUGUAACGAUAAAUUGGUUGCUUUCGGGUGGGAUUUGUGGCUGCUGGCAGGACCACCAGCAUUCGCAGCAUGUUACCUUUCUUAAUGAGAACAUUUAUUCUUGAAAUGCCGUUGGCUGUCAGCCGCGCCCUCCGGGGGGUUUCUGUGUUUUUCAAGGCCAGUACCUAUGGUCUCCAGACAAUGAUUUGUUGCCGUCUAUUGGUGUUUCUAUUAUUUGCAACUGCUGCAUUCAGAACUUCAAGUGAAGCUGCUGAGGAAUCCCAUUCUGGUCAGUAUCGCCACUAUAAUCCACAAACAAGGAAAGAAUUGAUGUGUUACAAGUGUCCAGCAGGAACACACGUCUCCAGGCACUGCACAGAAACCACCCUGAGAGAGUGUACGCCAUGUCCAGCUGGAAGUUUUACUAGCCAAGAGAAUGGGCUAUUGAAGUGUUUAACAUGCAGCCCACCCUGCAAACAGCCAAUGAUUGAGAAAAUACCUUGCACUGCCUUGAGUGACAGCAAGUGCACUUGUCCACCUGGUACCUUCUUCUCUAACAAAACGUGUACACCACAUACAGUCUGUCCAGUUGGAUGGGGGGUCCGAAAGAAAGGAAGUGAGACUGAAGAUACCAGGUGUAAACCCUGCCCUCACGGUACCUAUUCUGAUGUGCCUUCUAGAGUGAUGAGAUGUAAAACUCAUACCAACUGUUUGACACAAGGUCAAUUGCUAGUAAUUGCAGGAACUAGAGAGCACAAUAGUGUCUGUGGCUUAACAACUAUAUCUUCUGAGAAGGCAACAUCCCUUACAGGAGGUUCAUUGCUGGCUGAACAUACCCCUGACGUCCCAUUUACUUCUGUUUCAGAAGAAACAGAUCAUCCUGAUUUGGAAUUUUGGAGUCCUGAUGAUAAGGAGAUAAUGUCAACUGAGGUCCUUCAUGAAAUGUCAGCAACUCAAUCUUGCAGUGAAAGUUUGCCAGAUAUAAGGCCUCAUGUUUCAAACAAACCUCCUGGGAAAAAACAUCACCGCAUCUACCAACACCAUACUGUAACUCAGACAGCACCUGCUAAACAUGAGCCAACAAUGAGAAUGGGUGCCCAAUCGAAGAAUACUGCUUUUAAGCCCUCCAGGCGAGGGACACCAAAUUCUUUCAAGCACUUUGACAUAAAUGAACACCUGCCUUGGAUGAUUGUCCUUUUCCUGCUGCUGGUUUUGAUUAUAAUUGUAGUCUGCAGCAUCAGGAAAAGUUCUAGGGUACUGAAGAAAGGACCUAAGCAAGAUCUGAACAGUAUUGUAGAAAAAGCUACUGUAAAGAAACGUCCCUCCUUUCAGAAUAAGGAAAAGUGGAUCUAUUACUCGAAUGGCCAUGGUAUUGACAUACUAAAGCUUGUAGCUGCUCAAGUUGGAAGUCACUGGAAAGACAUCUACCAAUUCCUGACAGCUGCAACAGAGCAGGAAGUGACAUCCUUUUCUAGUGGAUAUACAUCUGACCAUGAAAGAGCAUAUGCAGCUUUGCUGCAGUGGACCAUCCAGGACCCUGAUGCCAACCUUGCCAAACUCAUUAAUGUGCUCCAUCAGUACAGACGCAUUGAUGUUGUGGAAAAGAUUAGGGCAUUAAUGGAAGACACAAAUCCGUGUAAUGUUGAUACAUUGGCCCUUCCAGCAAACCACAGUCCAGGAGUCCCCAACUCCAACCCUCCUGGGCCUGCCACACUUGCGGUAGAAUGCUCUCCGUUGGACAAAACAAAAGGAUUUUUUGCUGAUGAGUCUGAACCCCUUCUACGAUCCGACUCAACAUCUAGUGGCUCUUCUGCUCUCAGCAGAACUGGCUCAUUUAUUACCAAAGAAAAAAAAGACACAGUAUUACGUCAGGUUCGAUUGGAUCCCUGUGACCUGCAACCCAUAUUUGAUGACAUGCUUCACAUCCUUAGUCAAGAUGAACUUCAUGUAAUCGAGGAAAUCCCACAGGCUGAAGAUAAGCUGGAUAGACUUUUUGAGAUUGCUGGAGUCAAAAGCCAGGAAGCCAGUCAAAAACUUUUGGAUUCUGUUUAUAGUCACCUCCCUGAUCUGUUGUAAUCCCAUGUGGAACUAAUCAGCAGCGUUUUUACGUCAAAGGAACAUUAACAUUUUGAGUGCUUUUUGAAAGGCAGUGCCUGUAUAAUUUUUUUAACCAACCUUAUCAGUAGCUGUUUCAUCUGCUUAACCUGGAGUUUUCCCUUGUAUCUUACCACUUUAUGUAACUAUUAAUCAGUCCAAAGUUUCUAUAUUUUUUUGUGCUUGAUGACUGUAUGGUGAAUUGGGUAUCCAAUGGCAUUUACGCACUAAUUUCUAGUGUUUCAUCAGGAUUCUUUGGAAUGAGCUUUUUAUUGUUGCUGUUUCUUUUUAUAGUGGCAAAAAUGUUUAACAGUAGUAACAUACCUUGGACAGUAAGGAAGUUGCCAUUUGGUACAAAUUACACAACUACUUGACUGUACUUUUUUUAUUUAUAAACAUAUGACUGUGUUAUUCAUGCUGUAUUUAUUGCCAUUGUGCUUGUGGCAUUAGUAAUAUUUUUAUGCAUAUUUUUUAACAGAUGAUUAAACAAAAUGUUUCAUAUUUUGUCAGGCGUUCCAAAGACUAACCAUAGUUAAGAUACAUCAGUUGCUGUUAAGUAGUUUGGAACGCACAACAUACCAAAAACAUAGAGUAAGAAAGAUUUUGCUGCAGUAUUUGUGGUAAUACAUUUAGACAGGAUGUAACAUGAGCUUGAACUGAAACAGCAACAUUCUGGUGCCAUUAAGAUACUACUUAAAAAAAAAAAAAAUACACUUUUUGAAGGUUUAAAGAUUCCUUUUAUGCAUAAGUAUUUCUCUGAAAUGCUGAACAGUUGCUUUUGUUUUGUGGACUCAUGAACUAAUAUCUCAGUAAGGGUCAACAGUAUUGCCUUCCAGCCUGUAAUAUAAAUAAGGUGUUCUUACAUUAACUGUGCUUAUUUCAGUAUCCCGAGAACUAUUUAGUACUUGACUAUGACAGACUGUAACAAUGUUAUGUAUACAAAUAAAGUCACUUUUUGUAGCA
Messenger RNA from Protopterus annectens (West African lungfish), 3315 nucleotides. RefSeq names its product TNF receptor superfamily member 21 (gene TNFRSF21). The coding region runs from base 349 to 2334 and encodes 661 amino acids. The transcript has 6 exons. The record is from RefSeq and is a predicted model, not a curated record. Lineage: Eukaryota; Metazoa; Chordata; Ceratodontiformes; Protopteridae. Gene Ontology annotation, molecular function: protein binding. Gene Ontology annotation, biological process: adaptive immune response; humoral immune response; negative regulation of B cell proliferation.